GAACCGGAAGUAACAUCGACAUCAACAACCUGAGUCACAACAACUCGGGCAAAACUUUCGCUCUCGUUAAAGCUAAAACGCCUUUUAAAGUUAUUUCCCUCGCUACAAAUGCUGUUUUGACGCCGGGUGUAUUAUGGAGGAGUUGUUUCCCUGCGCGUCGCGGAAGUGGUUUGCGUUAACGCUCAAGCUCGGUGGCUAAUUUAGCCAACUGGAGCAGUUAGCUAAGUUAGCUAAGUUAGCUAACUUUCUGUCAGCUGACUGGAGUGAAUUCAUUUUGACAGCCGCGGUGAGAGAACAGUUGUGUAAUAUGCCCAGGUGUUACUCCGAGCGUAGUUUUAACAAGGUUGUGGGUGUAGCUGGAUUGUCUGCUAGCUCUCGCUGACACGUCCUGGUCGUGGUUUUAUGUGGCGCCGAUAGAGCCCCGGUUCGCAAUGCUCCUGCAGCUGCUCCCACCUGUCAACUAGCUGGUUCCUCUCCUCCUGUCUCCCCCCGUCUCUCUCCCCACCCCCCCUCCAUGGCUCACUGCGGCUCCUCCGCGCCGAACGCCAAGGUACAGACGCCACGUCCGGACAGCAUCAUGCCAUCGUCGGGCAGCGUAGACCAGAGCAUGAAGCCGGUGCUCUUCGAGAUCUUCGGCGAGAUAUGGACCGUCCAGUCGCGGCUCGGUCAGGGGGUCUCGGCCUCGGUGUACCGGGUCAGCUCCGGCAGAGCCGCCACCGCCGCUGUGAAAGAGUUCCAGGCCGACACUCAGGGAGGGGACUACGGGUAUCACAAGGAGAGGUCCGUGCUGGAGGACAUCCAGGGACACAAAAACAUCGUGACGCUGUACGGGGUGUUCACCAACCACAGCUGUAUGGGUGUCACCACCCGCUGUCUUCUGCUGGAGCUCCUGGAUGUGAGCGUGUCGGAGCUGCUGGUGAGAGGCAGCAGUGGUACCCAGGGUGGGAGACCCCAGCAGGGCCACUCCAUGUGGCUCGUCCAGCACUGUGCCAGAGACAUCCUGGAGGCUCUCAGCUUCCUCCACAGGGAAGGUUACGUCCACGCUGACCUCAAGCCACGCAACAUUCUCUGGAGCGCCGAUGACGAGUGCUUCAAGCUCAUCGACUUCGGCCUCAGCUUCAAAGAGGGGAACCAGGAUGUCAAGUACAUCCAGACAGAUGGGUAUCGCGCUCCGGAGGCGGAGCUUCAGAACAGCCUCGCUCAGGCCGGCGUGGAGAUGGACGUGGACUCAGGCUGCACGUCUGCCGUAGACCUGUGGAGCCUGGGAAUCAUCCUGUUGGAGAUGUUCUCAGGAAUCAAACUCAAAGACACCAUCCGCUCGCAGGAGUGGAAGGAUAACUGUGCUGCCAUCGUAGAUCACAUCUUUGCCAGCAACAGUCUCGUGUGCCCUGCCAUUCCCGUCUAUCACCUCAGAGACCUUAUCAAAAGCAUGCUUCUCAACGACCCAAAGCAAAGAUGCACAGCUGAAACUGCCCUGCUGAGCCCAUUCUUCAGUAUUCCCUUUGCGCCUCACAUUGAAGACCUGGUCCUGCUGCCCUCUCCCGUCCUGCGUCUGCUCAACCUGAUCGAUGACAGCCAUCUGCACAAUGAUGAAGAGUAUGAAGAUAUACUGGAGGACAUGAAGGAAGAGUGCCAGAAGUACGGCUCAGUGGUUUCUCUGCUCAUCCCCAAGGAGAACCCCGGGAAAGGACAGGUGUUUGUGGAGUACGCCAACGCCAGUGACUCCAAAGAGGCUCAGAGGCUGCUGACGGGCCGCACCUUUGAUGGGAAGUUUGUCGUGGCCACCUUCUACCCCCUCAGCGCCUAUAAAAGAGGGUACCUGUACCAGACUGUGCAGUGAAGUCCCACAGCUCACUUUUCGCCUUCUGCGCUGUUUGCAUGCAACAACACUACUGCACAGGGCAAGUUACUACAGCCGACACAGAAUCACGAGCGGAUGCCCUGCAGGUUGAGUUCAGAUGAUUCAGUUAUUAAUGAGUGUAGUUCAAACUUCUGCAUGUUAUCAUGUGGUUUCCUACAGUAGAUUCUGUGUUUCACGCAAAGUGUGACUUGAACUCUGCUGUGAGGAGCGACAGCAACUUUAUAUCUGCUGCCUCCAGUCUGUGCGCGGCUCAUAUCAGUGCACAUCCAUGUAGUGCUUUAUAAGGUGACCUUGAAUCCACCUCACGUAACAACACUAGUUCCUGUUUGAGCUUCUAUUUCACUUUUCGUUCAUUUAUCGAAAUCACCACGCUGGAAGAAAAAGAUCUUCUCUGACGAGGGUCGCUCGAGCAAAAGCCUUCAACAAAUGAUCAAAAUUAGGAAGUUUGAGAAUCUGUGCUCGACAUAACUAAAUAGUUCUACAUAUCUGAGGAGUUGCAUCUCUUAAUACAUUAUUAGUAAAAUUAACUAAUCUCAUCAGUUGAGUUGGGGAUGUGAUUAGAAACUUGUAGCAGGAUAAAACUGAACUGAGUUUCUUCUGCGGUGAAAUGAGUGUCAUAUCUUGUUACAUGAAUGAUAAGAAUUAUUGCUACCUAUAUAUGAGAGGAAACAGUGUGGUACAAGGGGACAUACAGGUGAACUCUGCUUGGUUUCAGAGAGAAGUGGUUUGGAGUGACCUUACUACUACUCACUUACUCUCUGAUACUACCUGAACGAGCCGAGGCGGCAGCUGAAUAGUCCUAAAAAAAUAAUUUCUUGUGUCUUUUCCUCAACUCUUUCCCAUGAGCUCGAUGGAAAACCUGACGAGUUCACGGAAAGAAGUGAAGAAGAAUUCACGAGGAUCAAGAAUAACACAACCGUACUCCUCAAAAUUCAACAUGGAAAUAUUAAAAGGCUUCUAAUUUCCUUUCUUAAAGGACGGUCCAGGAGACAAAGGAAGGAAGUGUUGAAACAUUUUUUCUUUGAUUUUAAACAGCUCUUACAUUGGCUGUGUUCGGAUACUUCAGUGUCAUUUAUCUCAGUCAGAAAAAAGACUAUUCGACUGCAGCCCGCCGCUCCAUGUGCUCACCUGUCCCGUAGCCUUAUGAUUUAAAUAUUUGUACUAUCAGUUGACUGAUGCUCCCAUGUAUGAGGGCAUAGAAUGAGUUUUUGUGUUUUGACUGCAACGCUGAGGGGGCACACGAACAAGAAGUAAAUAUUUUAGUGUACUUGCUGAAAAUGAUCAAAAAUCCGACGUGUGAAUACAAUCAGAACUGUCCAACACCUUUUAGUCCAGCUGGAAAAUGAGUCGGUGAACAAAACAAUCGCAGCUGUUCCAACAUAGAAAGUUGGAUAGAAAAUGUCCUCUAACUUUCUAAAGUUGCUCUAAUUGACCUUGUAGGCACGGUGUAAUAUGAGCAGCAGCAGUGUGUGUGUGUGUGUGUGUGCGCGCGCAUGUGUAGAGUAACGAAUGUAAACAAAUGUUUCUUAUAGCAAAGGUUGCUGUUGUAGAAAAACUUGCAAAGUCUUCGUAUGGGACAUUUUCAAAUCCUACACGUAGUGACUUAAAAGAUUGUAAAGCACUGAUGCAAGGUGAAGAGCACCGUGCAGCAGUUACUGCAGUCAACACGCAGAUAAAGUGCGAUCUCAAACAAUCUUUCAACCGCAGUUUGUGCAUGAACCAGUGGGUUAAUCCCCAAAAUGCAGGACUCUUCUGUAAGUUUUAAGAAGUGUUGCAAGUUGCACGACAACGUAUUGUGUUUUUCUGAAUCAAUAAUACAACUGAAAUUUUACUAAUCGAGUCCAGGAAACAGGGAGAUAAUGUUCAAUAGCAGCGACUAAGAUUCAGCAGCGUGGAAUGUACGUUAGAGAUAGUUUUGUGUUGUGCUUUUCUUCUCUUGCUUCCACUUCAUGGUAACCAUGGAAAAACCAAAAAAUCGUACCCAUUGAGCCCACUGAAACAUCAGACGAUUUCUACACAAGUGCCCUAUGACAUUGAAGCUAGCUAACUAACCAAAAUGCUGCUAUAACAACAGGUUGUGCUACGCCUGUGCGCAUCGACUCCUAAUGUAGCCCGAGCCAUCGCAGAUGCCUUAGAGAGUAACGUCCCUCCUGCCCGGGAACAGGCUACAAGAGAAAAUAAGAGUUAGUCUCGUUAUGCAAAUUGUCGAUGUUAGCUACAAUAAAUGCCAGUGUGCUAAUGCUGGAAUUAGCUAAAAUAAAUGCUAUUAAUUGAUUGUAAACUGGUAUGCUAAUACUCGUGUUUUCUACGCAAAUGCUAAUGUACGUAUUGGCUACAUUGAUUUAUAUUAAUUGAUAGUAAUACCAGCAUGCUGUUGCUAGUGUUGGCAUCAGAAAAUGCUGAACAGAUGGUUUUAGUGAAAAGUUCAACUACUAAAUACUAAAAUGCUUAAUUAACAUAAACUGCUGUUUAGCGUUUAGAUAAAUUGCUUGGUAACUGAGAGAGUCACACAAGUGGGGAGGAGUCAGUAAAGUCACUGUGUGAUGUGCAUUAUAAAGCCAUAUUUACCUUCAGUUUGCUAAUUUUAGCUAACAUCUUGGAUCAUCCAGGAUCAAAUCCUCUUUCUUCUCUGAUAGCUCGACAGUUGAGGUCGUCUGUUGUGUGAAGAGCCACAAGUUGUUCACUCACGUCUUAGAGCACAAAUACAGAUCACUGCUCCCUCUACAUGUGAUUCAACUAUGUGUAAGAAGCCAGAUAAAAUGAGCGAAUAUCUGAGUCUUCUGCACAUAUAAAUGUUCCUGUCGGAGACCUAUUUUUUAUUAAAAGAUGUCUCCCUCCACUAUUAGACAGCAUGUUUAAAUUCUACAACCGAAAAUAUAUUAAAAAAAAACAAGUUGGAGGAAAAGUUGUCUUGUCCAAAGUUCUACCAAAAAAUAAAAACAAACAUAUUUUUCUAUAAACUUUAUUUGUACGUGCCUGAAAUGUGAAUUCCCAAGUGGUUCUCUCGCUUCGAGAGCAACACUGGCCUGAAAAUCUUGAUUUGAAACUUGAAUCGGACUCCAACCACUCGACUACACAGCACUUUCAGGAUUUGCAAUCUGCGGUACACGUCGUCAGUUUAACUCGUAACCAGUCGCCCUCAAAUAACAAAAACCAGGUUUAAAAACUAAAGAACACAUUUUCUUCCACAUAUGUCCACAAGACUUGGUACAGAAAAUGAAUCUUUGAUACUCUUUUACAGCAUUUGAAGUUUAAUGUUGUCUUUGGUUGUCCUUGAUGUAUUUUACACUGAAAGAAAACUCCCUUCGUGCUCGAUGAUGCAAAUGAUGAGAGCUGCAACUAACUUUUACUUUCAUUGUUGUCGAUGAUUUCCCCAAAUUUAUUGUUAGAAAACUUGAUUUGAAAUUUGAAAAUAUUCAGUUUGCUGUCGUAGAAGAAGAAAGAAACUAGAAAAUGACGCGUUUAAGAUGCAGGAGUGGGAGAAUUUUUACACAAGUAGGAAGGUUGUGCUCUUUUCAUGGUGUUGACGUCUGUGCGAGUGUAGACUUGAAUAAUAAGAGUGUUGUUGCAGUUACAUGAUGUGUGUGUGUCUAAACAAAUGAUAUUUUCCACUUAUGCCGAUCUUAAAAAUCGAUGCUUUACGUCCUCGGACGUGCAUUCGACACGUGGCGACACGCACCCAAAGUGAAAUCUACCUUCCAGAACUCAGUCCUGCCUGUUUUCCCUUCAGUUGAACAGUAGCUGGCGCCGUCCCACUUCACUUCAACAUCACACCUGACAGCCGACAUGAAGCACCAACAGGUGAUGAAACAAAAAGCACAGAGGCAGAGACGGAACCAAAUUUGACUUUUAAUAACGGCGACCAUCCGCUGACUCCUUUGCUGAAAAGCCACACUGCCGUUGUUGAUGAUCUGCAACACAAUCAGUUUCUGAUUGAUCCUUUCGUUGGUUUGUUUGUCAUCCUGUUGGAUGGUGCUGAUUCUGGAUCUGUUUUUAGCUUUGGGUGUGUGUGCAUUAAUGUUAGCGUUAGGUUGUCAGUUGUAUAUUGAGUUUUGCUGUUUGUUUUUACUUUGAGCUGGGCGGAGCAGGUUUUUCUACUGAUGGCUGCCUUUAUGGAUGAAUACGACUGACUGAUUGAUUGAUCCGUUUGUUUUUUUUACGACGUUUGCUUGCUGCAGGUGUCAGCCGAGCUUUGGCCCUGAAAGCACGAACAGUCUAAGAAAACAGCCUGCAGCCACAGAGCUGCGAACAUCUGCAGUGGAAAUUAUUUAGCUGUGUUUGAAUAUUAGACUCAUAUUUAUUGAUCUGAAUGAUACGACAUUAAUUUGUCAGCUGUCCUGUUUGGAGUUGGUCUUUGAGCUCGAGGAUAUGCAAAAGAAGCAGUUUUGUUUGUGUUCUUUACUCCCUGAUUACCACUUUUAUAUAUUGUUAUUAUUAUUAUAACUUUAAUGUUGUGGAUUUGUUUUAGACUGGUUAGUUUUUAACUCUCUGUGCAGAGGACAUGAUGAUUUUGACGCCUGCAUGAAGCAGUGUGCUCACAAAAGUAAAAAAAAAAAAAACUACACAGACUUCACACUGUUUGUGUUUCACCCUGUUAAUGUGAUAUUGAUGCACUAGUCAGUUAUAUCUGGAGUGAGUCUGUGUGCACGUUGUUAAUGUUUUUGGCCUGAUCUGAGCUGUCCGACCCCUCCGUCUCCUCAGCAUCAAACACCUCCAUCAUAUCGACAUCGACAAUAUGCAAACUAAGGCUGCAGCGUCGAGUUGUUGUCGACUUGCUGUACUGAUGAUGAGCACAAGUUGUCAUAGAGAUAGAGAGGUGAUGGUGUGAAGAAGGUCCAGUGUGCAGGAUUUGGUGGCAUCUGACUGCUGAAAACUUGAAUGUCCCUGUUUUACAGCCACAUGGCAGACACAGAAUUGGACCUGCGCUCUCUGCAGAUAUUAAGGGCUCAAUUUCUAAGCGAUUCAUUUGUUCCAGGUCUAUGAAAAUAUACUAUUCUGCCGAUAGAUCUCCCCAAAAUCUGUGAUGACCAAACUUUUCAUUGUAUUUAUUUAUUUUCCUGUUGGAAACAUCUGGAGGGCCAAAGUGAACCUCGUGCUGGGCCAUUGGUUGCCUGCGGGCCCCUCGUUGGGCCGCCCUGCCCUAAAUCCUGCAAACUGGACCUUUUUUUUAAGAGCUCUGUCACACUUGUCGGGGGAUCUUGAGCUGAAAACUAUUUUCUUCCAGUUAUGACAUUAGAGUCGGGUUGUGACGAAACCGAUGGCUCUGAUGCUGCCGAACAUGCCGGACUGGGUGUCAGCGAGUGGUGAGCUGAGAUCUGAUACCAGUUGGUUUAUCAGCCUGAAACCGGGCCCUGCUACUUCCCAGAGGCUUCCCAGUUCACCAGUACAGUAACCAGUACAGUCCACCAUGUACACACACAGGGCAAGCAGUUGUUUUCAUGGUUGAUUGUGAAACUAGAUGAUAACAGAACUUCCUCUGGUCGUGUUGUUCACGUUCUUCAGAGGUUCUAACACUUUGUGUCCGAGCUUUAGCGGCCAGUACGUAAGUUCAGGUACCAGAAUUGAUAAAGGAUGUUAUCCAAACAUUUCUAGUUGUGUGUUGAGUGUGUCGGUCUCUGUCCUGUUAGGAUUCAGUGAGUUUGCAUUCACUGUUCUCGCUCUGUUAUCCUUCGUGCUUGGCUCCAUUUUCUUCCCGUCUGUCUUUACAUCCGACUGUGUGGUUCUGGCCCAAACAUCGGUUUUUAGAAGACGCCCUCAGGCAAGAUUUGUGCUCGUCUUCCCAUCCGAACACUGAAGGGAAAUCUGUGCUGGCAGGAAAAAAUCCGGACAGGCUUCUGCGAAUACAGCAAAAUGUUUGUUUCUCUCUUUCAUUCGUUACAGGAUUACUGGGUGUUUAAGUCUUAACAUUUCUGACUCUCACUGCCAUUUCGGGUCCGCUGAUCCGCUUGAAAUCUGUUUAUCUUCCAUUUUUUUUCCAUCACCUGAGGCGACUCCUUCCUUCCUUUUGUCGUUCGCUGCUCAGAGUGGCUCCUUCGUGCACUGACAGAGAUUCAGGGGUUAUGAAACGUGACCUCUGACUACGAUAAGCUCUCAGUAGAGGUGUGUGUUUGUGUGUGUGCUCACGUAGAGGAGGAAGUUGCAGGAACACGUCAUUAUCAUAUUUGGUGGAAGCGUCUACCUGUGUGUGUGUGUGCUGUAUCUGUGUGAGACAGAUGUUCCGCUGUGUGUCGGACUGCUUCCCACCAUCAGUGUGUGUGUGUGUUGUGUUAUAGACGAGGCGCUGUGUGUCUGUUUGCUUGUAAUCUCUAAUCAUUUGAAAUCGCAGGCGGUGUGAGCAACAAGUCAGAGCGAAGAUGCAGCCUGAUAUUAAUGCUGUGACGUCUCCAGUAUCCAUUCCUGUUAACAAAGCACACGUUACGAGGCGAAUGUCGAAAUAAUUCACAGCACAAAAGUUACAAAAGUAAAAGUUUGACGCAGUCGAGAAAAAGGAUCAAAUACAACUAAAAAUCAAUCGGCUGCUCAGCGUGGCGACGGAAAAACUUUAAUAAAGAGUGUUGAGAGGACGUUGUGAUGAAUUAGUCGACUAAAGGUGAAUAAAAACUAUAAUUGUACCUUUUUAAAUGCAAAUCUGAUGGUUCGUAUCAAACAAAAUGUUGAAAAAUGUGAAUAACCGACUUCAUUGUUCUUUCCAAUUCUGAUUUAAAGGGACAGUUCACCCAGUAAAAUCAAGAAUACAUACUUUUCCUCUCAUGCGUUUUUGAUUUUUGGGUUGAACUGUCCCUUUAAAAGCUGCAAUAAUAGAUUUAUUUUUGUGAGCAGUGAUCCAAAAUAGACUGAAAGGAAGAAAAAGCAGAGUUAAGUGAUACAUCUCUGUAGGUUUGACACUUUGACACAUUAUUUCUGUAAAGAAUAUUGAUUAGUGCACCUUUUUUAGACGCCAUGAGACCCAACCCGACCUUGUUUCUGUCGUCCAGUCGGGUUUGUAGAAUAAAUGUUCGGCUUCUCAAACUCUGAAGGAGAAGAAUAACAAACCAAAACCAUGCAAUCAGAGUCUGAACUGAUCAAAAAUAUCAAGAUGUCAGUAUUAUAUUUUUUUAAAGACAAUCCUAAAAACAAAUUUUUGCUUUUUCUUGGUUGAGUUCUUCCUUUUAGUUUUAUUUGAACCAGCUGAAGCAUUUUUUGGUUAAAGUCAGAUGAUAUGUGGGAUAUUUGAAGAAGUGUGAUGAUUAAUUCGGCCAAAUAAAUACAAAUUGAUUUUAA
Molecule: messenger RNA, 9121 nt
Organism: Acanthopagrus latus (yellowfin seabream)
Lineage: Eukaryota; Metazoa; Chordata; Actinopteri; Spariformes; Sparidae
Gene: uhmk1
Product: U2AF homology motif (UHM) kinase 1
Exons: 9
Coding region: 515-1840 (441 amino acids)
Biological process (GO): positive regulation of translational initiation; regulation of protein export from nucleus; peptidyl-serine phosphorylation
Cellular component (GO): neuronal ribonucleoprotein granule; nucleus
Molecular function (GO): ATP binding; ribonucleoprotein complex binding; RNA binding
Source: RefSeq, a predicted model, not a curated record